AUUAUUUGGCUAGUUAAAAAAUCACCUAGAGGUACACCUACAACACUAGGUCUAGGUGGAUGAUGCUACGUUUCACUUUCUCAAAAACAUCAAAUCUGAAAGAAAGAGAAGAUAAGCUCAAAAAAGCCAAAGCCAAAGCCAAAGCCAAAGCCAGAAGAAACCCCCAAUUCCACUCCCCAUAUAAAACCCCCUCCCGACAUUCCCCUCAAUUUAGAGUUACUGAAGCAAGCAGGGUGCGCCCCCAAUUCUAGAGAGAGAAAAAGAGAUGGCGAUCUCCGAUGCGGUGGUCGGGAACCUGACGACGCUGUACCUGGCGGUGAUUUUGGCUAUCAAAGUGUACGGCCUGGCGGCUGGGAAGAGCUUCACUGGCGUUUAUGUGCUGGUGAUAUCGACGGCUGUGGUUGGACUCACCUUGAUUGGGGCGCUGACGUGGGACGUGUCGCGUAAGGCCACGUAUGCAGUACUGACGCAUGAUCGAGCCAAUCAGAUUUGUCGAGGGGGUAUAUGUUGGCACGGCGUCGCUGUCCGGUCCCCGGCGUCGCAAGUCCGCUUUAGGCUUCCACAACACCACCACCACCACAACCACCGCGUAUAAACUCGUCAAGAAGUCAAAAGCAAAGAAAAAGAAUAUAGGGUUUUGAAUUUUCCACACACUGACUAUAUGUAUAUAUAGUACUUAUAUGCAAUUUUGCUUUACAUUUUUGUGUGUGAUGUAUAUAGACGUAUACAUACUUCUACAUAUGUAUAAUACUUGAGAGUUGUUUGUGC
Cornus florida is the source of this 768-nucleotide messenger RNA. RefSeq lists its product as uncharacterized. The record is from RefSeq and is a predicted model, not a curated record. The coding region runs from base 266 to 595 and encodes 109 amino acids. NCBI's taxonomy places the organism in Eukaryota, Viridiplantae, Streptophyta, Magnoliopsida, Cornales, Cornaceae. The transcript has a single exon.